Vitis riparia (riverbank grape) is the source of this 794-nucleotide messenger RNA. Its product is annotated as glycine-rich RNA-binding protein 4, mitochondrial-like. NCBI's taxonomy places the organism in Eukaryota, Viridiplantae, Streptophyta, Magnoliopsida, Vitales, Vitaceae. The record is from RefSeq and is a predicted model, not a curated record. The transcript is spliced from 4 exons. Gene Ontology annotation, molecular function: RNA binding. The coding region runs from base 132 to 554 and encodes 140 amino acids.
CAAUCCGGUCGGUUUGGUGGCCAUUUUCUACAUUUCCCAGCCCGCCUUUAUUCCAUUUGCUCCGUUUUAUAAAACGGCGUAGCGACCUCUCCCCACAAAACGGCGCCGCUUGAGCAUCAUCUUCGUCGAAAAUGAAGAACAGCUUGGUGUCCCUUGCCAGAAGAGCACUCACGGUACAAAACCCAGCUGCAGACUGGCGUUGCUUUUGUUCUUCGCCAUCAUUCCCACCUCCUCCUUCCAAUACAAAGCUCUUUGUAGCCGGUUUGUCAUGGUCAGUUGAUGAGAAGUCCUUGAAGGAUGCUUUCUCUUCUUUUGGGGAUGUCACUGAAGUGAGGAUAAUGUACGAUAAGGAUAGUGGUAGAUCAAGAGGCUUUGGGUUUGUUUAUUUCUCAAAAGAAGUUGAUGCCAGAUCUGCGAAAGAUGCCAUGGAUGGAAAGGCAUUCUUAGGUCGACCAUUGAGGGUCAGUUAUGCUUUGGAGAAGGUACGCGGUGGACCAAUUGUUGUCCCGCGCCGUUUAAAUGGUGGAGAUGACAACAACAGUCGAAAUUCUUGAAAGUUCAGGUGAUUUCUGCCAAUUCCUCGUGCAGAAGGAUGAAUUAUGAGAUGGGAUAGCUACAUUACACAUAGGGUGAUGGUGGCCAUGAUUUUUUGUUAGAUGAAAGUGAAUUUCAAGAAUGAGUUAUGGCUCUUGUUGUUUACUUUUUACUUUCUGCCUUUUUUUUUUCAAUUGCAUUGAAAAUUUGAUGAACAAGUUUAGUAAAUGAUUCGUCAGAUUGGACUGAUUGUUUCGGAA